AUGGACACGUGGACAAGACAGGCAGGAUAUCCGCUUAUUACGGUCACCAGAGAUGCUAAAGAUAUACAUGCUGAGCAAGAAAUCUUUCUACAAAACGCAUACGAUGAACCAUCGGACAAAUUUGAGAAUCUCGGGUUUCUAUGGUACGUGCCACUCACUUGGACAGACCAAUCUGAAUUACAAUUUGAGAGUCUGGGGCCGUGUAACACUCAUGUCAACUCAAAAUGGAUGAAUAAAGCACCAGCCGAUUUCCAGUUAAAUACAGAAAGUGACGACGAUUGGUUCAUCGUUAAUGUCAAUCAAAAUAUGUACUAUAGAGUGAAUUAUGAAAAUGAAAAUUGGGAGAAACUAUCAAACUAUUUGAUACCAAGUCAUACGGAUAUACCAAUUCGAAAUCGUGGUGCUCUCAUAAGUGAUGCGUUCAACAUCGGUAAGUCACAUCGAGGUGAUCACGUGAAUGCUUUGAAGAUUAUUCAAUACCUUCGUGAUGAACGAGACUAUAACCCAUGGUUAACAACCAGGGAUAAUUUAGGUUUCACGGUUCAUAUGAUAUGGAGAACGUCCACAUAUGGAUUCUUUGAGCGUUAUAUUCGUUACUUGAAUGAACCCAUUUACGAUGAGCUUGGUUGGGAUUUCAAAAAAGCUUUGGAGGACGACCACAUUGACUAUCAUAACCGUGUUAUUGCAGUAGAAUUGGCAUGUGAGUACGGCAACGAUGACUGUAUACAGAACACCACUGAGCAGUAUCACCACUGGAUGUACACGGGAAUAAACGAGAUUCGUGAAGACACCACAACGACAGUUUACUGCACGUCGAUACGUCACGGAGGCCACGCAGAAUGGGACUUUGCAUUUAAUCAGCAUCAAAUGACGGACGAUGACGAAGAAGCCAGCGAGCUACGAUCAGCAAUGGCAUGCAGCCGGGCGUCGUAUACUUUACAGGCGUACAUGGACUAUUUCUUGAACACGUCAUUGGCCACAGAUGUGAUUGGUGAAGUGAGAGAUGCAUCUGGACUCGGUUUCAACCUAGCCUGGGACUUUGUCAAUAUACACUUUGACAGUUUAUAUAAAAGCUUUGGUGACUCGGCCUAUGAUACUGUCUGGAGCUUUGCAGACACGAUGAACACAGAGAAAGAUCGAAACGAGAUGGAAGCGUUUGGUUUACGCUACCCUGAUAUGCCAGGUACAGCUGCCAACGAUUUUUACUACUCACUCAAAAAAAUAAAGAGUAAUAUGGCAUGGAUGGAGAAAAAUGAAGUUGAGCUCAGACAAUGGUUGGAAGAAAUAAUGUCACGAACAUAG
Saccoglossus kowalevskii is the source of this 1302-nucleotide messenger RNA. Its product is annotated as aminopeptidase N-like. Gene Ontology annotation, cellular component: cytoplasm; membrane. Lineage: Eukaryota; Metazoa; Hemichordata; Enteropneusta; Harrimaniidae. Gene Ontology annotation, molecular function: zinc ion binding; peptide binding; metalloaminopeptidase activity. The record is from RefSeq and is a predicted model, not a curated record. Gene Ontology annotation, biological process: proteolysis; peptide catabolic process.